Messenger RNA from Lemur catta (Ring-tailed lemur), 1190 nucleotides. It is a transcript of the gene LY6E, whose product is annotated as lymphocyte antigen 6 family member E. Gene Ontology annotation, molecular function: acetylcholine receptor inhibitor activity. Lineage: Eukaryota; Metazoa; Chordata; Mammalia; Primates; Lemuridae. Bases 168 to 560 code for a protein of 130 amino acids. The record is from RefSeq and is a predicted model, not a curated record. The transcript is spliced from 4 exons.
ACGCCCGCCCCCGCAUCCGCCCAGCGCGCGGCCUGCCUGGGAGUCGCUGCUGCUCCUGCCUCUGCUGUCCCGAACGCGCGAGGCCGCUGGCAUCUGGGUCCGCCGGGCGAGCAGGAUAGGCUUCUUUGGCUUUGGAGCUCCUAGACAGGACAUCUGUCCCCUCCAGAAUGAAGGUCUUCUUGGCAGUGCUGCUGGCUGCGCUUCUGGGUGUGGAGCAAGCCCACUCGCUGAUGUGCUUCUCCUGCACGAAUCAGAACAGCAACUGGUACUGCCUGAAGCCGACCAUCUGCUCUGACUCGGACAACUACUGUGUGACGGUGUCUGCUGCUGCUGGCAUUGGGAAGGUCGUAGACUUCGGCCACAGCCUGAACAAGGGCUGCUCCCCGAUCUGUCCGGGCCCAAGUGUCGAUAUUGGUGUGGCGUCCGUGGGCACCCGCUGCUGCCAGAGCUUCCUGUGCAAUUUCAGCGCAGCCGACGGUGGGCUGCGGGCCAGCACUGCCCUGCUGGCCCUGGGGCUACUGCUCAGCCUGCUGCCAGCCCUGCUGCGACCUGGCCCCUGACCACUCGGACCUGUGCCCCCACCCCCACCCAGCUCAGGAAGGAAAGCCCAGCCCCUCCCAGACUCCUCACCGUGCCUGACACCCCUGCUUGGCCCCAGGGUCAGGCCCAUCCCCUCCACUUGCCCCAGCCCUUGCCCAGGUGGAGUCAGCUAUCCUCACUUUCAGAGUCAGUGAUGUGACCUUCCUCAGGGGACUGGGGAAGGGAUGAGAUGUCUUAGGGUGCUGGGGUCAGAACUGAGUCCUGUGGACAUACGGGACCCUUCCUAAGUCCCAGGCCCUGGCGGCCCUUAGGCUGGCUGCACCAGAUGGGGUGCCCGUGAAUGUGGGGGGGCUGUGGUCGUGGGUGGUAAUGGGCUCUGCAGGUGUGAGUGAGGCUGUGUUUGGGGGAGGGAGGGUGGGAGCAGCCUGCAGAGCCCCAAGCCCACAGAGCCCCAAGCCCACAGAGCCCCUUCCCUGGCGUUGCUGUGCCCCCAGUGCACUCCUUUGACAGCAGCCCCUGUGAGGCAGGGCUUCCUCUGCUUCCCAGUUUAGGCUCCCACCCCUAAAUCUACCAGCCCUGCCUGCCCCCUCCCACCCCCACUGGAGCCCUCCUGCUGCUUUGGUGCCUCAAAUAAACACAUGUCCCCACCC